Scutellospora calospora is the source of this 455-nucleotide messenger RNA. The record is from the annotation of a GenBank genome assembly. Lineage: Eukaryota; Fungi; Glomeromycota; Glomeromycetes; Diversisporales; Gigasporaceae.
AUCAAAAUCUAAACUGUCCCCUGCUCGUCAUUAUAUUGAUAAUCUUUUGAAUGAUAUUGGUGUACUUUCUGAAUUCAAUCGAGGAAUAGCAAAUAAUGAUGCUGCAAAAGCAUUUAAUGAACUUGAAUCAGGAAGAGAAUCAUUCGAACGACUUUGUAAUGAUGAGAAAUCUAUCACCUUGAAAGCUAAUAAAUGCGUUGAUGAUACAUGUGACUCUAUUAUGUUAUUUACCAAAAAACAGUUAGAAAAUUCAAUUUCUAAUAUUGAUUCUUCUGCUUCUGAUAUCGAAUAUCGUGGCUUAAUGUACGUGUGGACGUAUGCCAAUGAUGUUCGUGACGCUAUGCUUGAAGAAAUUUCUAAAGGAGUCUAUUCAUCUGAACAAAAUGCGAAAGAGGCAACUAUUAAUUGUAUUCAUAAAAUUCAAUCUAUGACAGAAAAUUUAGGCGGUGAACCUU